GCUUUGAUCAGUGAUCAGUCUCCAAACAAACAAGUCGCGCUCGAUAAUCGAUCCUAGAUCACAAUUAAAACGUUUUUCUAAAAGUGAGUGCGCACUUGGCGUACUAAACGCUAAAAGUUGAUUUAAUUUUCCAACAAAUAAAAAAUCAACAGGUAAAAAAUUGCACAAUUAAAUGACUCUGCAUCUGGAUAUUUAAACGUACUCCGUCUGAGUACUGAAUUCUACAAAGAAUAAUAAUAACAACGUUAACAGUAUCAUACCAGCUGGCUGAUCUUGUACGCUUAAUAAAAGGCAAGCAUGGCGGAAGCUCAUUCAGCGGUAGCCUUCAGCUUCUCAAUAACCCACGAAGGAUGGGACGUUAAUUUCGACCGAGAAGUUCUGCACCUAGUCUGGGAAUCUGGAUUACGGUCAUGGAAGAAAAGAUUUUUUAGAUUCACUAACAAUUUAAAGACUGGAGUUUACCCAGCGUCAUUGGAAAGCUUGUGGCUGACAAUAGGAAUAGUUGCAGCUAUCCAUUUUACUGGAUUCAAGGUUCCUUAUGAUUUAGUUGGAAAAGUUGUUCCUUAUGUGUCUGGGUCCUCUAUAUCAGCCCACCUGGUAGCAUCAAUAAUAGUAGGCUUAAUACUGUGGCUGGUAGUUAUUUACACACUCCGUUACUGCUUGAAGUUACUUCUGAUGUACAAAGGAUGGAUGUACGAAGCCCGCGGUCGAGGUGGAAAAGUAUCUCUAAGUACCAAAUUGUGGGUGAUUUUGGUUAAAUUGUUCUCGGGGUGGAACAAACCGAUGCUUUAUAGUUUCCAAGGGUCCUUACCGCGGCUGCCGUUGCCCUCGGUUGAAAAAACUACAAAAAGGUAUUUAAGAAGCGUGAGGCCAUUACUAGACGACGAAAACUACGCCCGGAUGGAAAAACUAGCAAAAGAAUUUGAAGAAGGAAUCGCUGUAAAAUUGCAGCGUUACCUAAUACUAAAGUCGUGGUGGUCGAGUAACUACGUGUCGGAUUGGUGGGAGGAAUACGUUUAUUUGCGCGGUAGAUCACCAAUUAUGGUCAAUUCUAAUUUUUAUGGUAUUGAUGCGAUACUUAUGCAUCCAAUAGACGUACAGGCUGCACGUGCUGCUAGUAUUAUACACUUGUGUUUACAGUACAGACGUAGUAUCGAACGACAAGAAUUGGAGCCGAUUAAGUUACAGGGUCUAGUGCCUCUGUGCUCUUGGCAGUACGAAAGACUCUUUAAUACCACGAGGAUCCCCGGGAUCGAGACUGACAAGAUCGUCCACUACAAUGACGCUAAGCACGUCGUGGUUUACCACAAAGGUCGCUAUUACAAGCUGCUUAUUUACUACAAAAACAGGAUUCUGACUGCUUGCGAAAUUGAGCAGCAGAUUAACUACAUCAUGAGUCACGACUCUGCGCCAGUUAAUGGAGAGGAAAAAUUAGCCGCUCUUACUGCUGCCAAUCGUACUACUUGGGCUAAAGCUAGAGAGGAAUAUUUUUCUAAGGGUACUAACAAAUUGUCCCUGGAUUUAAUUGAAAAAUCUGCGUUUGUUGUGGCGCUUGAUGAUUUCCCUUAUGAAUUUGAUCCUAAACGGCCAGAAAAAUUAGACCAGUAUGGAAGAAUUUUAUUACACGGUAAAGGAUACGACAGGUGGUUUGAUAAAUCAUUUACUCUCUGCAUCGGUACUAAUGGUCGCAUUGGAUUCAAUGCCGAGCACUCUUGGGCUGACGCUGCAGUGAUGUCUCAUUUAUGGGAGCACAUAGUAGCUGAAGAAGCUGAUGAGAGCAUGGCCGAUGCUCCUGUGAUGGGUGCUAUGUGGGAAUACGUUAUUGGCAGUGACGUAUUUGAAGAUGGAUACAAAGACGGACAUUGCGCGGGUACACCAGAAUUUUCAUUGACUCCUACUCGAUUGCACUGGGAUCUUACUUCAGAGUGUAUUGAUGAAAUAAAUCGUGCUGCAGAGGAUGCGCAUAAAUUAUUAAACGACGUAGAUUUGCGUAUUUACGUCCAUGAUAACUACGGAAAAGGAUUUAUGAAAACAUGUUCAAUGUCUCCGGAUGCGUACAUUCAAAUGGCACUACAAUUAGCAUACUACCGGGACGCUGGUAAAUUUAGUUUGACUUACGAAGCCUCAAUGACGCGGUUGUUUAGAGAAGGAAGAACAGAAACAGUCCGGCCCUGCACCAUCGAGUCCGCUAAUUGGGUCAAGUCAAUGGAGAACGAAUCCGCGAGCAUCGCUGAGAGACACGAAUUGCUGAAGGCAGCUGCGCUGCAGCACCAAAGUGGCUACCAGGAAGCGAUGUGUGGCAAAGGAAUCGACAGACAUUUGUUCUGUCUGUAUGUCGUCUCCAAGUACCUGGAAGUCGACUCGCCCUUCUUGAAAGAAGUCCUUAGUGAACCCUGGAAGCUAUCCACCUCUCAGACUCCCCACGGACAGACUCCUAAGCUGGACUUGAAGAAAUUCCCGAAGUGUAUCUCUGCAGGAGGCGGGUUUGGUCCAGUUGCUGAUGAUGGUUAUGGUGUUUCUUAUAUUAUUGCUGGUGAAGAUCUUAUAUUCUUUCAUAUUUCCAGCAAAACUAGUUCACUAGCUACAGAUUCAUCAAGAUUUGCAAGACACAUAGAAAAAGCACUAGCUGAUAUUAAGGAUCUCAUGGUGUCUGUCAAGAAAAUAAAUCAUCAAAAAAACGGAUCAGUUAAUUAAUACUUCAUUUUAAUUAAUUAAUUGGUUCCAUAUUGUUUUAUUAUUAUUAUUUUAAUUAUAAUUAUUAUUAACUAUGCACAAAUUGAUUGAAAUUAAAAUCAUUGUCUCUCGCAAAAUAGAAAUGUAAAUAUUCGUUAAAAAUUUAAUAUUUAAUAUUUCGUUUUUAGUUUUUAAAAUUUAUUCUUGAAAUUUUAUUAAAAAUUUUUAUUUAUUUAGUAAUUACUUGCAAGAGACAUACUCAAUCACUGAGCAACCUAUCAAUGCAAAAAAAAAAAAUAAUUUAGAUUUAUAUAUAUAUAAAUACAAUAUUUUAUAUACUAAAGUUUUGGAGCUUAUUAAGUAUGUUAACAAAAAUUAAAUAAAUUGUUACGAAUA
Molecule: messenger RNA, 3069 nt
Organism: Cotesia glomerata
Lineage: Eukaryota; Metazoa; Arthropoda; Insecta; Hymenoptera; Braconidae
Gene: whd
Product: carnitine O-palmitoyltransferase 1, liver isoform
Exons: 11
Coding region: 298-2694 (798 amino acids)
Biological process (GO): fatty acid metabolic process; carnitine metabolic process
Cellular component (GO): mitochondrion
Molecular function (GO): carnitine O-palmitoyltransferase activity
Source: RefSeq, a predicted model, not a curated record